This is a messenger RNA of Chionomys nivalis (European snow vole), 5209 nucleotides long. RefSeq names its product nuclear envelope integral membrane protein 1 (gene Nemp1). Bases 10 to 1326 code for a protein of 438 amino acids. Lineage: Eukaryota; Metazoa; Chordata; Mammalia; Rodentia; Cricetidae. The transcript is spliced from 9 exons. The record is from RefSeq and is a predicted model, not a curated record. Gene Ontology annotation, cellular component: nuclear envelope.
GAGGCAGCCAUGGCGGGAGGAAUCAAAGUGGCGGGCUGGUCGGCGGUUGGUCCCUGGCCCCGGUGCGGGGGCCCGGCGGCCCGCGGGGCCGCGUGGCUGGUCUUCGUCCUCUUCGGCUGCGUGGUCUGCGGCUCAGCUGGAAUUGAUGUAAAUGUGGUCAUGCUUCAGGAAUCCCAAGUUGAUAUGAAUUCCAGUCAACAAUUCUGUUAUAAAAAUGUGUUUAUCCCAAAGUGGUAUGAUAUAUGGACACGGAUACAGGUCCGGGUAAAUAGCUCCAAACUGGUCCGAGUCACCCAGGUGGACAGUGAGGAGAAGCUGAAGGAACUAGAGCAGUUUAGUAUUUGGAACUUUUUUUCUUCCUUUUUAAAAGAGAAAUUGAAUGACACCUAUGUUAACGUGGGUCUGUACAGUACAAAAACCUGCCUCAAAGUUGAGAUUUUAGAGAAGGACACCAAAUACAGUGUCAUUGUGACCCGGAGAUUUGACCCCAAAUUUUUCCUUGUUUUCUUCCUUGGACUUACACUAUUUUUUUGUGGAGACUUGUUGAGCAGGAGUCAAAUUUUCUACUAUUCCACUGGAGUGAGCGUGGGGAUUGUGGCCUCUCUGUUAAUCAUCAUUUUUAUGCUCUCCAAGUUUAUGCCCAAGAGAAGUCCCAUUUACGUCAUCCUGGUAGGAGGCUGGUCCUUCUCUCUGUACCUCAUUCAGCUAGUUUUUAAGAAUUUACAAGAGAUAUGGAGGUGUUAUUGGCAUUAUCUUCUAAGCUACAUCCUCACAGUCGGAUUCAUGAGUUUCGCAGUGUGCUACAAGUAUGGGCCCCUGGAGAAUGAACGAAGCAUCAACCUGCUGACCUGGACACUGCAGCUGCUGGGCCUGGGCUUCAUGUACUCCAGCAUUCAGAUACCACACGUUGCUUUUGCCCUCAUUAUCAUUGCCCUGUGCACUAAGAACCUGGAGUACCCUGUUCAUUGGCUGUACACCACCUACAGAAAGAUGUGUAAGGCAACAGCAAAGCCCGUCCCCCCUCGCCUCCUGACAGAAGAGGAGUAUCGGAUACAAGGAGAGGUGGAGACCCAAAGGGCUCUACAGGAACUCCGAGAGUUUUGUAAUAGUCCAGAGUGUUCUGCCUGGAAGACUAUAUCUCGGAUUCAGUCUCCAAAAAGAUUCGCCGACUUUGUGGAAGGUUCUUUUCACCUCACACCAAAUGAAGUUUCUGUUCAUGAGCAGGAGUAUGGAUUAGGGAGCAUAAUUGCCCAGGAUGAGGAGCUAUCCUCAGAGGAGGAGGGCUCAGAGUACCCCACUGUCACCCAGAACAGCUUCCUGACUUAGAUGGGGGAACCCGUUAUUUUCACAUAGACAGUGUGAUGCCUUGGCGGUCCAUGUGCACGUGCUGUGCGGUCUCUUGGGCUUACAUAACGGCCUGAAGAGGGUGCAGAAGCUCUCCUGCUGAAAUGAGAGGUUCUCCACUGGACCCCUGAGGAAUGAGUGGAGGAAGAAGUGAGUGCUGUGGUAGCUUGCCUCUGACAACCGAGCUAUUGGUUCACUUGCUGUUCCUGAAGAAACUGGUUGGCCACAGCCAGCAUGAUAUUCUAGCUCCUGUUUGAAAGUUCACUGAAUGAUGGCGUUUCUGACUCUGACAAGCCCACAGAAAUGAGGACUAAGUGCAGUAGUGCAUUCAGAUCAUAGGCUGCACCUUCUAAAGAGAAAUGUACAAAUCUGAGCCAGUUUGACUUCUGUGUGACUCAGCUGGUCUUAAACUCUCAGUCCUUUUACCUCAGCCUUCAGUGCUAGGAUCUUAAACCUAUGCUGCCAUGCCAAGCUUUUUUUCUCUGUUAUCCCUGGCUUCCUGGAACUCACUCUGUAGACCAGGCUGGCCUUGAACUCACAGAGAUCUGCCUGCCUCUGCCUCCCGUGUUAGGAUCAAAGGUGUGUGCCACCACACCUGUUAUACCAAACUUCUUGUCUUGAUUUUAUAUAUCCUUUUUAUAGCUUGGUUCCUAUAGCUAGGAAGAGAAGUCUUGUUUACUUCUUUUCCCCUAUCUGAUCACAUAUCUUUAAGUUACUACUCAAUCAAGAUAUUAUUCCAGGGCUGGAGAUGUAGCUCAGUGGUAGAGCACUUACUGACUCAGCAUGCAAGGCCCUGGUAGAACUUCAGCGUCACAGCGAAACCAAUCCUAUCUCCUUGUCCCUGUCUCCUAUUAUAUACCCAUUCUGUUCAUUUAGCCUUCUCACCACCUGCAUGGUUCCAGAUCUGGUAAUUUGCAAUUCCUGAAACCAUCUAUUAAGUUUCUUUAUAUACAGUUUCAGUUAUGUGGCUGCCACAACUUUGCUUGGCAGAUAAAGACCGUAAGGUGAUCUUCAUGCCGUUGACACUCAUUCAGCUGUCAGCAUCAGACACACCCCCCAGUUCCAAUCUGACGGAGAUGCUGUCUCUUUCCUUAGCUGCCGUUGAAGGUACCCUCAGAAGCUGGCGGUGUCACUUAGGAGGGAGCAGACUCCCAAGUUUCUGCCGUUUGCUUGGUUCUUUCAUUGUGAUCUUCACCAUCACAUUGGAAGAAGUGUGUAGCUUUUGUGAUUCCUUCAGCCAGGAAGGUGGGUGCUCACUUAGGUAGACAGCAUCAGACUCGUUGUCUUAGGAUCGUCGAGAAGGAAGAUGGUGUCUUCAGACCUGCUGUCAGCAUCUAGUUUUGAAAGACCCUAGGCUCCACUGCUGGCAUCCAAAAUGCCGGCAGAGUGGCCAGAGAGUUCUUUCAACCAGUGUUCCCCAUAGCCUUAAAUUGUCCUAAAGUGACUACUACUUCAACUGGUAGAUGUGAAACAGGAGAAACGGAAAGCUCGCAGUUGUAAGCAGGUGCCACGGGUUCAAGCAGUCGAGUACAAGAUGUUCUUGUGAAUUACAAAUACGGUAAAAGUCUGUCCCUAAGCUUCAGGAAAGGCGGAGAUGAAGCUCAGAAGCAGGACGUGCUUGUCUGGCAGGCACAAAGCUAGUAUUCAGUUCCGGGUAUCACAAAAAACCCCACCAGUAGCAACAAAAGCCUUCCAAAACACACUAUUUUGGAACCUCCUUUGUAGAAAUUGGUACCCUUCUAUACAGAUGGCGUUCAGUCCUGGGAGCCCUUGGUGCCUUUUCCUACAUCACUCCCUGUGAAUGGCAGCUUGCUAAAGGGGAGGGCUGACUUAGAUGUUUAUUUUAAUGAAAAAUCACUGUGAAUGACUUUGUUCUGUGUGGUGAGCUCCCUGUGAAAUACGGAUUUCAUUUCAAGGCCAUGUGUUUUUUACCUGUAUUUAAAGCUCUUUUUCUUUCCCUGCCUGGGGAACUGAGUGGUGUGGGAGCUGUUCUCAGACAGUGAAGGACAGUGCUGCUGCUGUGUGCUGUUUAUCCUUGUCCUGCCUGCCUGUGUGUCUGUCUGAAUGCUCGAUGGAUCUCAGCCUCAUUGUUCAGACCGAUCUCAUCAGGGAUUGAAGGAAGGACUGGGUUGAGCUGGACACUGGAGCCAUGUCUGCUGCCAUGUCAGCGUCUUUGCUUAGCAGCUAUCAAGCCAUAGUUAAUUCCUGGACUCAGGGUCUCAUUAUUGGAAAUCUAUUGCUUCUAAUCAGUCUGACCUGAGUUUAUAGAACAUGGUUCCCAUUAAUGGGAACACAAGAGGCAGUUGGCAUAAGACUUUACAGUACCCCUUUCCUCAGAACAUAAUGACCAAAGCUGAGAAAAAUUGAGCAACUUUGAUAACUUUGUUACCUUGAAAUGUAACAUUCUUGUUAUAUCAACAGUGGUUAUUUUGCUGGUGAUGGCUCCUUGGGUUCCACUGUUCUGUCUUACCAUGUUAUGUCCUAUCCUAGGGCAUAUCCCUUUAUUAAUCAAUUGCGUUCUCUCUAGCCACCCUUCUUGGCAUAGGUGAUGGAGGUUUAAUGAGUGAAAGGACCCAAAUAGGCCAGGGAAUCCCCCUAGACCUUGAUACUCAUGGAGGGUUUGGGAAUGGGUUAUGUAAUUGCCCUCAAUCUUUUGUUCCAGAAAAAAAAAAGAUGAGCUGAGAUGGAUGACUGUGCUACAAUGGUGUCCCUAGCUGUGUCCUUAUAACUCUUCAGAAUUGAAUAGUAACAGUUGAAGUAGGAGGACAGAAAAUUGUAUCCUCUUCCAGUAUUCCUUUGGACUCAGGUCUAGCAUUUGAGACGAUUGUCUGUAUUUGAAUGAAGAAUUUUAUCUGAACACAGGGAAGGACAGUGGGGCAGAUUUACUGAAGUCUCAGGUUAGCUAGGCUGUGAGAGCAAGGGAUAAACAAAGUAUCUGUUGUAUAUGACAAGUUUGCCUAAGUCUUGCAUGUAGCAGAAAUGAUUUUUUUGGGGGGAGCUUAUGCAAUUGUGGUAACCCAGUGGUAUUUUCUGUUGCUGUUGGGGUCCAGAUGGCUACUACUUUGAAGAGGUGGUUCGAAAGUCGGUUGUAGUGGUGUGUGUGUGUAUAUACCUGAACUUGGAAGGCUGAGGGGAGAGGAUCACUUGAGUCUGGACAUUUUAAAUUGGUAGGGGCAGCAAAGGAGACCCCCAUCUCAAAAUAGAAAGUUUUAGUGCCUUAGAUGGCAGGACCACGAACCCACUGUGGAUAAACAAAGCAUGCAAACACCAGUGUUAGCCCCAUUGCCUCAGCAGGGUCAGGAGUGAUCACACAGACCCAGACAUGUGCCGCGUGCCAUUUUUGUUUGACACGCUUUAUUGUUUAGACUGGGUGUGCCCCUCUGUAUGUAGCCUGGAGCUCAGGACAACCCUGCCUCAGUCUCUGAUUGCUGGGAUUACAGGCAUGAGCCACCAUGUCCAGUUUCCUUUUAUACUCUUGAUAACUUGAAAAUGAUGAAAGCAGUUACUUUGAACUUUGGGGCAGCGUGAACAUUGCUGUGUGACAGAUUGCCCCAGUGUGAACCUCAGCACCUGUUAAAACCCACAGUGGCCACACUUUCCAUGUCUCUGGAAUUGAUACUGAAAUAGCAAGGCCAAGAAACUACUAGGUGAGUUUUAGCCUGUGGGUGAUGCCUUAGUGUUAAUUUAGAUAAAAUAUUUGUCAUUUGUACUUAGUAAAUGUCAAUGGAUAUUCAGGAAGAACAAAAUUAUCAGGGAUGGCUGUUUGCCAUGGUCUUCCCCUAUCUUUCUGUAAGAAAAAGUGAUGCUGUGUAUUUUUAUUAUUAUUAUUAUUAUAUGGCUUGUAAAUAAUCACAAUUUUAAUAAA